AGCCCGGCGGUUGGAAACAAAUGCAGAACAAAGGCUGGAAGAGGAACCCCUGACAAUGAGAGGUUUUGAGGCGGGUGUGUGCAUUUGUUAAGAGCACUCUCCUAAAAAGGCAGCCGUUUAAUAUCUCAUGUGCUCCCCGCUUUAUCUCCUACAUAUUUAUCUCCUCUUCUUUCCUUACAUUCAUCCUUUCCACACUCUACUUUUUCACUCCUUCGAUGCCUACCUGACAUACACUCCUUAUAAUCCACCAUGGGCUUCUUCAGUCGUUUUCGAAAGCGCUCCAAGAGCCACUCGCGCAACGCCGCCAAAUGCUACGACAACCUCCGCAUCAACGCCAACACCUCCCCGGAUGGUGUUCCUUCCGUCCCUCCCCUUGGCCGCGAUUUCACCAAAGACCUCCCUCCAUCGGUUCUGGCGCGGAUUCUGUCCGCCGUCUGCCCACACACUCAGGAUGACUCCUACGAUACCUCCGAAGAAUCCAUGACCGAGGAUGGCUGUAUGCUCUGCGACAUGCGCGACCUGGCCCAUUGCGCCCAGGUAUCUAGGCGAUGGACCGUGGAGGCUCGGAAGCUGCUGUACUGUCACAUCCGCAUCGACCCCGUCCACUACUGCGAACUCGAAGAACAACUGGCCGAAAAACGAAAACGCCGCUCCUUUUUCGAUCGCAACGGCGAUCCCAUCGACGCACCGCAAGUCCGGCUGCAGCUCCUUAUGCGAACCGUGCGAGAGAACCGAGACUUGGGAGCCUGGGUGCUGUCGCUACGGAUGCCAUAUAUGACCCGGGAGGCAAAUAAGGCUGGAAUCGCCCGUACUGUUUCUGUGUUGCCUAAUCUGCGCUAUGUCGAUCUCCCCAAUGGCAUCUUCCAUGAUGACCAAUCCUGCCAUGCUCUGAAACAGGAGUUGAUGGCACGGUGUCCGGAUCUUCGUCGGAUGAGCUAUCGGCAUGGGGCCGAGGGGAGCUUUUCGCAGGUGUCUGGGACGCAUCUUUGGGGCAAUCUGGAGGUCUUGGAGUUGUCGGGGUUGUCGAUCGAGAUGAACGUUCUACGGUUCAGUUUGGGCUCGUUUCCGCGCUUACGGGAAUUGACUCUGGAGGAUGUCCCGUUGCUCGAUGAUUCCGCAUUCAUUGUCUCGGAGGCCCUCCCUCCUUUCCCACCGGUUCAACGGCUCACGCUUCGCGAUACCCCGAAUGUCACGGCAAGCGGGCUUGCCUCGUUCUUUUCAUCGCCCUCGAAUCGAAAGGCGUUGUUGAACCUGACCCUGUCAAACACAGGGGUCUCCCCGGCCACUCUGUACAGAAUCCUAGAUGCAGCACCACAACUGUGCGCACUGUCCGUCGUCCAAAGCGUGGCCCGAUCAUUCCCCAUCGACAAAAUCCGCCCACUAGCAUCAACCUCCCUCCAAACACUCCACUACGAAAUCAGCCCCGCCACCUCCGCCUCCUUCGGCAUGCUCCCCGUCUCCGCAUCCUAUUACAGCUACCUGAUCACUUCCCUCACCUCCAACUGCCUCCCGGCCCUGCAAGAACUCUACGUCCGCGACGCAACCUUUCCCGAAAACCUCAUGCUCGCACCACCACCACGCCUCUUUGGCGGCGGCGAGAACGGUCCGCAGUCGCUCGCAGGUGUCCUCUCCCAGCCCCUCAACGUGUACAGCAAGGGUCUGGACGAAUUGGAAUGGAACUUCACGCCCUACGAGCCACCAGCCACGCGCGGUCGCCGGGACAGCACGACCCGGCCGGUGAGUUUCCACGACGCGCACCUGAGUAAGUCGUGGGGCGGGGGUUCUAGGAGAAGCGUGCUGGUUGGUAACGGCUUUGGCGGGUUCCUCGCCGUGCCGGCGGAGGAUGGCCGGCCUAGGAGUAGUGGGGGAUUUAAGAGGGAUAGUCGGCAGGAUUUGUGGAGGUAACCUUUUUGCCUGGAAUUGGACGGCGUUGUUGGGAUAACAUUUCGUGUUGGAUAUUUCUUUCUUGCAAGCGGGU
Molecule: messenger RNA, 1978 nt
Organism: Aspergillus glaucus CBS 516.65
Lineage: Eukaryota; Fungi; Ascomycota; Eurotiomycetes; Eurotiales; Aspergillaceae
Product: F-box domain protein
Exons: 2
Coding region: 250-1905 (551 amino acids)
Molecular function (GO): protein binding
Source: RefSeq, a predicted model, not a curated record